GUAUGUAAUCAAACACCUUGUACAAAAGUGGGGAUACGAAGCCAAAAACUUGCUAGUCGAUGAAACAUGGGAUGAUUUCGCAGCUGUGGCAUGGCAUGAUACACCUGUGUUUUAUGACCCGGCUUACAUAUUCCCCCAGCACAACAAUGGCAAAGACUUCAAUGGUUAUAACUACGAAACACCGCCUUAUGGAGCUGGAAGUGGUUCUUCAAAUCACUACAAUGACGAUCCCUAUCAGUUCACCAAAACCUCAACAACUGAAGGUCCCACAUAUUUGCUGUACACGUCAGCAGGUCAGCGUCUAAAUUUUAACAAAAAUCAAAUGUCUUCAUUUGCCAGUAGUAGCAGCAGCAGUAAUACAAAAACCACACCUAACAAUCCCACGCUGUGGCUAAAGCGGAUAGUACGUGAUAUUAGUAAGAAGGCCGCUGCAAACCAAACGGAAAGUCCUCUAAUUAUCGAUACCAUCGAUGGUAAAGACGCUUCGGCACAUCACGUAUCUAGUCGUGAUGUAUCACUCAAUAUGGAUCUCUUGGAUAUUGUGGGUGUCGAUAAAGGUAGUAAAUCUCGCGUCAAAAGACAAAGUCCUGGUCGGAUGUCGCUAUGUCCGACCACAUCACGUUUCAUAACUCCACAAGCAGCAUUAAACAGUAAAGGUAACUGGAUGUUUGUGGUCAACGAAGCCAGCACAGCUCGACAAAUGGUUAAAGCAGAGUUAUGCGCUUCAAAUACCUGCUCCAAUCUUUGCCAAUUGCCAAACGGUUAUAAUUCCAGAUGCGAACAAAAAUUUGUACAAAAACGCCUGAUUGCCCUGCAAGGAAAUGGACAAAACUUGUACACAGACAAUUUUUGGUUCCCCAGUUGUUGUGUCUGUACUAUAGCCGCUAAUUAGUACCAAUCUAUUUAAAAAGAAAACAACACAAUUU
Messenger RNA from Musca vetustissima, 926 nucleotides. RefSeq names its product protein spaetzle 5 (gene spz5). Gene Ontology annotation, biological process: regulation of Toll signaling pathway; central nervous system formation; innate immune response. Gene Ontology annotation, cellular component: extracellular region. NCBI's taxonomy places the organism in Eukaryota, Metazoa, Arthropoda, Insecta, Diptera, Muscidae. Gene Ontology annotation, molecular function: Toll binding; growth factor activity. The annotation marks the transcript as partial. The transcript has 4 exons. The record is from RefSeq and is a predicted model, not a curated record.